Messenger RNA from Chilo suppressalis (striped riceborer), 688 nucleotides. NCBI's taxonomy places the organism in Eukaryota, Metazoa, Arthropoda, Insecta, Lepidoptera, Crambidae. The record is from the annotation of a GenBank genome assembly.
UUUUACUAAGCACAGAUGUUUUAGAUUUAUUAGCUUAAUUUUAUUUAUUUUUUGUUUGGGCAGAUAGAAUUGCAAUUAAGUCCCCACGUACUUAAUUACGUAACGUAGGUACUUUUUUUUUGUGUUAUAAGACAAUAAGUAAUAUUAAUCAAGAAUAAUCACGGGUAUUGAAUAAAUAUUGAUAAAAUUAUCACUAUGACAUCGAAAAUUCUACCUCUGUUUUUGGAAGGUCAAGUUGUUAAAGGAUUUGGAAGAGGAUCCAAACAAUUAGGCUGCCCUACAGCAAAUUAUCCUUUGAGUGUUGUCCAGUCGCUGCCUGAUGGUUUGGAGUCUGGAGUCUAUUAUGGUUGGGCUCAAGUAGACGUAGGACCUAUUCAUAAAAUGGUGGCUAACAUUGGGUGGUGUCCCUUCUACAAAAAUAAAGAAAUGUCUGUGGAAACCCACAUCAUGCACAAAUUUGAAAAGGAUUUUUAUGAUUCUAAUUUGAAAAUAGCUAUAGUUGGCUACUUAAGAGGAGAGAAAAAUUUUGAUUCAUUAGAAGAUCUAAUACAGGCUAUUAAAAUGGACAUACACCAAGCAGACCAAAAACUAGAACAAGAGGAUGCCAAAAAACUAGUAACACAUACCUUUUUUAACAAAUUAUAGUGAACAUAUGUUACAUAUGUUUUCCAAAGAUAUUUAAAUAAAC